Striga hermonthica is the source of this 1005-nucleotide messenger RNA. The record is from the annotation of a GenBank genome assembly. NCBI's taxonomy places the organism in Eukaryota, Viridiplantae, Streptophyta, Magnoliopsida, Lamiales, Orobanchaceae.
AUGGGUUUGAGUAAUAUCAUCUCUUUUUGCCCUGCUCCGAAUUUCAGGAACAUGUUUCAGGUCGGACCAAAUGGUGUUGUGCUCGAAUGCCAACAUACCAUAAAGUCUCAUGGGAGAGAGCUCGUGAGGAAUCACAAACAUGAUUGGCUUAUACUCAUACUGCUCGUGAUAAUAGAGAUUGUUCUGUAUAUAAUUCACCCGUUUUACCGUUUUGUUGGGCGAGACAUGAUGGAAGAUCUUAGGUAUCCUAUGAAAGAAAACACGGUACCUGUGUGGGCUGUCCCUCUGUACGCAGUUUUGCUGCCGAUUCUCAUUUUCGUUCUCUAUUAUAUUCGGAGACGAGAUGUCUAUGACCUGCACCAUAGUAUACUAGGCCUCCUAUUUUCGGUGCUUAUAACGGCAGUUCUCACAGAUUCCAUUAAAAAUGGAGUUGGCCGGCCCCGCCCUGACUUUUUCUGGCGUUGUUUUCCUGAUGGACGAGAUGAGUACGAUCAUUGGGGCAAUGUUGUGUGCCAUGGUAAAGAGAGUGACAUAAAAGAAGGACACAAGAGCUUUCCCAGUGGACACACUUCAUGGUCCUUUGCGGGUCUUGGGUUUCUAGCAUUAUACUUAUCGGGAAAAAUAAAAUGCUUUGACCGGCGUGGACACGUGGCGAAACUUUGCAUAAUUUUUCUUCCAAUUCUUGCUGCUUGUCUUGUUGGUGUUUCCCGUGUGGACGAUUACUGGCAUCACUGGCAAGACGUGUUUGCUGGCGGACUCCUUGGCCUUGUCGUGGCUACAUUUUGUUACCUCCAGUUUUUCGCACCUCCCUACCACACUGAAGGAUGGGGUCCUUAUGCAUACUUCCGAGCAGCAGAAGAAUCUCGUUCCAAUUCACGGGCGGCGGCUCAGCCAUGGGAGUGUGGUACCAACACUAUGCAAGAGGCCGACAGGCAGCAAUCUGCAGCCCACACGAGCAACAAUCUCAACUCGACUUUUCAUGACAUAGAGUCGGGACGAAAGUAG